Molecule: messenger RNA, 297 nt
Organism: Closterium sp. Naga37s-1
Lineage: Eukaryota; Viridiplantae; Streptophyta; Zygnematophyceae; Desmidiales; Closteriaceae
Source: the annotation of a GenBank genome assembly
AUGGGGCAAAUAAUAGCAAACCCAGAGAAAUAUAGUCCAUCGUUGGCGCGGAUGGGCGCGCUGGUGUCGUGCUUCGACUGCUUCUACCCGCGCGGCGAGCGCCCGCUGUCCGACGCGGAGAGGCAGGAGGUGGCGCACGCGCGGAGCAGAGCCGCGCAGGCCGCCGAGGAAAGGGCGGCGCGCUUUGAGAGUUCAGCGGCGGGGAGGGCGGCGCGCUCGGCCAUGGCGGCGGCUGCUGCCAAGCCGCAGGGGCCGUCCAGGGAGGAUGACAUCGCACAACAGUGGCGAUCAGGGUGA